Messenger RNA from Trichomonas vaginalis G3, 924 nucleotides. RefSeq names its product protein serine/threonine kinase protein. Gene Ontology annotation, molecular function: ATP binding; protein kinase activity. The record is from RefSeq and is a predicted model, not a curated record. The coding region runs from base 1 to 924 and encodes 307 amino acids. Gene Ontology annotation, biological process: protein phosphorylation. The transcript has a single exon. NCBI's taxonomy places the organism in Eukaryota, Parabasalia, Trichomonadida, Trichomonadidae.
AUGCUAAAUACCAUACGACCUUUAUUGCUUGACAAAGGUUACGAAUUGUUAGACUACAUUAACAAAGGUGGCUUCGGGAGCUGCUACCUUGUUCGCAGCACUAAAUACCAAAUGAAUUUUGUCUGCAAAAUUUCUCAAAAUCCAGAAUAUGAAUCAAAGUAUUUGAAUUCAUUCAGCCGAGAAGUUAAUGCCCUUACACAUUUAAACCAUCCAAAUGUUGUCCGAGUUUAUGACGUUUUUACCAUUGAGAAUUACUUAGCAAUAAUCCUUGAAUAUUGCUCAGGUGGUACUCUCCAUUCUAGAUUAGAUGAAUUCACACGUAUUCCAAUAGAUAAAACCAUUAAUUAUACCCGACAAAUUUUGGAUGCCUUAUGCUACAUGCACUCCAAAGGAAUUACACAUAGUGACAUCAAGCCAGCAAAUAUCCUAAUUGAUGAAUUCGAUCGAGUGAAGAUAUGUAACUUCGGAUUAUCCCAAUUUGGAAAACAAAAUGAAAAAAAUUCAGUCAAUUUUUGUGGAUCAACACAUUAUAUGGCUCCUGAGAUAUUGAUGAAUAAUAAAUAUGAUCCAUUCAAAGCAGAUGUUUGGUCUUUAGGAGUUACACUUUAUUAUCUUUUCUCCGGUAAGCUUCCAUUCCUUUGCUCAAAGAAUUCAUACCUUGUUGAAGCUAUGAGAAUCGGACAUGAAAAAAUAUCAUUCGUCCCAAAAAAUGUUAAUACAUUAAUUGAUCUUUGUUUAAGAUUUGACGCACAGACUCGUCCAAAUAUAUUUCAAAUCAAGAAAUGCUUUGAUGAAAACUUUGUCAAUCCCCUUCCUUUGAUGAAAAUUAAAAUGGAUUCAACAUUACUUAGAAGAUCAGCCCAACAAUCAAUCAUUAAGAUGUCAAAGAGAGUCAAACGUCCAAUUGAGAACACAAUUGCUUAG